Messenger RNA from Linum tenue, 1935 nucleotides. The record is from the annotation of a GenBank genome assembly. Lineage: Eukaryota; Viridiplantae; Streptophyta; Magnoliopsida; Malpighiales; Linaceae.
CCAUAAUCUCUCGCGCGUCGCGCCCCCGAAAACCAUUUUCAGUUUGAGAUUUCAGAGCCCUUUUCGAAUUUGUUCCCUCCGCCGCCAAUUUCAAAACCCCCCCAACUCCUAGAUAAAAAUAGCUUGUAAUCUUGCAUCUCAUUCAGAACGAAACCAAACCCUAAUAAAAUCAGCUACCCUCUGUUUCUUCCCCUCUCAAUCCCGCAAGAGAAAUUACAGAGCAACUGAGGUAGAAUAGAAAUGGCUACCCAGUUUCAAACUUUGCCUCCUCUCAAAAGGUUCAGGCUCUUGCAGCAGCAGCAGCAGAAAAAAGAAGAAGAAGAAAGCAAAGAAAAUAUUCCCCCGCCGUUUAUACCUUCUUCCUCUUCACAGCAGCUUCUUCCGGCCAAGAAGCGGAUUGAGUCUCGGAAGCCGCCACUUCUACCUCUUUCUCCUCCUCGUCCUGCAGCUGCUGCGGCAGUCACUUAUUCUCUGCCUACCAAGAAAAGGGUUUGGGCGUUUCAGCCUCCAGAUCUCGACGACCACGACUGCUCAGUUAAGCCGUCGCUGCUGUCACCACUUUUGCCUCUGGAUUUGAAUGUUCAGUACGACCCUCUGUAUGAUUACGAAGAAGCUCACAAUCAUAACAGGAACGAGAAGAAGAGACAGGUAGAUAACCAUAAGAUCCCAGUCUUGAGCUCACAAUCGACUGAAACCGCCCAAGCCGAUUGUGAACAUGAAAUUGGUCAAAUUGACAGUGAAGAAGAAGAUGAUGAUGAUGAAGACGGGAUCCUCUGCGCUGUCUGUGGCAGCACGGACGGAGACCCAUCGGAUCCCAUCGUGUUCUGCGACGGGUGUGAUCUAAUGGUCCACACAACAUGCUACGGUGCACCAUUGAUCAAUGGCGUGCCUGAAGGUGACUGGUUCUGUGCAGAGUGCUCUGUUUCCGAUGGGACGAAAAAGAAGGUCCCAUUGUCUUGUUGCCUCUGCCCCAAGCAGGACGGCGGGUUGAAGCCAACGAAAAGGGAUGGCGUGUGGGCACACAUAGUGUGCGCACUUCUAAUCCCUGAGGUGUUCUUUGAAGACCCGGAUGGCCGAGAAGGGAUCGAUUGUUCUAAAGUUCCCAAGAGAAGGUGGAGGGAGAAGUGUUAUGUUUGUAAAAGCAGGGAAGGGUGUGUGAUGGAGUGCUCUGAAAUGAAUUGUCCCCUGGCUUUUCAUAUCACUUGCGGGUUGAAGGAGGAGUUGUGUAUUGAGUAUAGAGAUGGAGGUAGUAAGAGUAAGGAAGCCAUUGUUGCUGGGUUCUGCAGAACGCAUACUGAGCUUUGGGAAAAGCAACAGAGGACAGGGAAGUACAAGAUUGUGGCCAGGGGAGAGCAGAGGAGGUAGCAAGCAAGUGAGCACCAUGGAUGGUUUGAGUUUCUAGGUUGACUGGUUGAGCUAAAGGUUCGAACUCAGGACAUGCAUUUUAUUUCCUUUUCAUCUUCGCAUUACUACUAGGUUAGAUCGGUCUGCUUAAUGUUUUGCAUCAAAGGUACAAGUUUUACUUCUCAAUGUAGAAUGGCAAGAAUAGUCUCUUGUAUUUGUAUCUUAAUUCUUCCUUUAACAGUAGAAUCUAGAGUUAAUACUGUGGGGUUAGUCUGUGAAAUGUCAGCACAGUUGAAUUUUCUUAAUUUUCUUCCUUCUAGGGAGUGGUUUACUUUUGUUGUUGGUCCAGAAGAGUUGACAUUUGUGUUCUUCGGUGGGUAUGAAUCAUUUUCCAGAAUGAAAUCGACUUUUGUUGACUAAUGAAAAUUCCAAUAGGUGCCUUUGGAUAGCAGCACAUUGACUUUGCUCAUGUGUUGUUCUAUUUACUGUCAAUCUCAUGCUGUGUUAGAUGGAUGUUCUGUGUUUGAUUUUUUUUCCCUUCCUUACAAUGUUCUAGAGUCUAAGACCAUUUGAUUCCUCCGAUCAUCAUUA